AAAGCUAAUGCGAGCUAACCCGAGCUAACAGCGUCAAACAGCCCUGAAACAUGGAACAAGUGAAGCUGGAGGAGGAGACGGAGCUGUGGGAGCAGAGAGGAGGAGCAGAGGAGCAGGAGGAGCACAGAGGAGGAGCAGAGGAGCAGGAGGAGCACAUUAGCCCCGCGGAGGAGGCGCACGGCCCGGGCCCCCCUCGGGUUAAAGAGGAACCAGAGGAGCCACAGGAGGAGCCACAGGAGGAGCCACAGGAGGAGCCACAGGAGGAGCCACAGGAGGAGCCACAGGAGGAGCCACAGGAGGAGCUCCCCUUCGCUCCUGUCACUGUCAAAACUGAAGACGAUGAAGAUGAAGAAGACAAGUCUGUGCUUCACCAAAGACCAACUGAGGAGAACAGAGAGAAAACCAACGGAGAGGAGUGUGGAGCAGAAGCAGACUGGAGCUUCUACUGUGAAGAGCGCCUGAAGGAGGAGCGCCUGAAGGAGGUGGAGGAGCGCCUGAAGGAGGUGGAGUGCCUGAAGGAGGUGGAGGAGCACCUGAAGGAGGUGGAGGAGCGCCUGAAGGAGGUGGAGGAGCACCUGAAGGAGGAGGAGUGCCUGAAGGAGGAGGAGGAGUGCCUGAAGGAGGAGGAGGAGCACCUGAAGGAGGAGGAUCGCCUGAAGGAGGAGCGCCUGAAGGAGGAGGAGGAGCACCUGAAGGAGGAGGAGUGCCUGAAGGAGGAGGAGGAGCACCUGAAGGAGGAGGAGCGCCUGAAGGAGGAGGAGGGGAGUGACGUGGACUCGGACUGGAGCUGGGAAUGGGAGCCUCCGCUCAGACAAACCAUGAGAAGAACUGUCUCCAUGAUGGAACCCAAACCAGAUUUUCAGUUCUCAUCCUUCGCUCCUGUCUGUGUGAAAACUGAAGAUGAUGAAGACAAGUCCUCUGUGCUUCACCAAAGAUCAACUGAGGAGAACAGAGAGGAAACCAACGGAGAGGAGUGUGGAGCAGACCAGAGACCAUACAGCUGUUCAGACCAGAGACCAUACAGCUGUUCAGACAGUGAGGAGCAGACUGACAGCUCUGAUGACACCGAUCGCUCUGAAGACUAUAGUCCAGCACAAGCUCAGGCCAAAAGAAGCUUUGUGGUGAUUCCUCCUGAUGCCCCUAAAGCUGACAGACCAUACAGCUGUUCAGACCAGAGACCAUACAGCUGUUCAGAGUGUCAGAAAAAGUUCAGAUGCAACGCCGAUCUUCAGAGACACAUGCCAGUUCACACAGGAGAGAGACCUUUCGUGUGUUCAGUCUGCGUCAAAUGUUUUAAGCACAAAUCAGAUCUGACUCGACAUUUCCGACUUCUCCAUCACACGUGUCCGGUUUGUGACGCCGUUUUCACCGACCAUGUUUACCUGAGAGCUCACCUGCGGCUGCACGCGGAGGACGGGACCUUAGACCCAGCUGUACAGACUGGUGCGGACUUCUCUGUGGCUGAAAACGCUUCCACUUUCAAAUGUUCGAUCUGUGACAAAACCUUCAAACAGAAGUCUGACUUGACUCGGCACCAACGCGGCAAACACCACGUCUGUCCUGUUUGCAGCAAAGGCUUUAAGAGGAAACUGAGACUGAAGGAACAUUUGAGGAUGCACGUUGAAGAGGGGACGCUGGACCAGUCUGCACUCCUCAGAACCGUCUCCCCAGCUACCAACAGGAGUGGGAACAUCAAAAAACACAAGUGUCUCGAGUGCGGAAAAAUGUUUCUGCGCACCGAUCAUCUUCAGAACCAUGCGCUGAUCCACUCCGGAGAAAAGCCUUUCAAAUGCCCCAUCUGCGACCGAGAGUUCAGACGCAUUCACCAACUCCAAACUCACAUCCGGGUCCACACGGGAGAAAAACCGUUCAUCUGCACCAUCUGCCACAAAACCUUCACCCGCAAAUUCUGCCUGGAGGAGCACACAAGGACCCACUCCAAAGACAAAACUUACAGGUGCACAGUUUGUGAGAAAGGUUUCACGCUACCCAAGGGUCUCCGGGCACACAUGAGAAGUCACUCCGGAGAAAAACCUUUCAGCUGUACUGUUUGCCCCAAAAGGUUUAAAAGCAACGAGAACAUGAAACGCCACAUGAAAACACACUCGGAGGACGUGACUCCAGAUCAGCUACUCAAAGAAAUGUUCAAUGACAAAGGAGAGAAACCAUUCAGGUGUACAGUCUGUGAGAAAGACUUCAGUGAAAAAGUUAAUCUUAUCCGACAUAUAAAGAUCACUCACGCCGGAGAGAGACCUUUCAGCUGUCCAUACUGUGAGAAAACGUUUGGGCAGAGAUCAAACUUGGACCGACACAUGAAAACGCACACUGGAGAGAAACCGUACUCCUGUCACUUCUGUCAUAAAGGUUUUAUACAGAAACACAACCUCAGUAUUCACCUGAGAACUCACACGCUAGACCCUGCAGCUGUUCAGUCCAGAGAGGAGCCAGACCCUGCAGUUGAUCAGUUUAGGGAGGAGCCAGACCCUUCAGCUGUUCAUUCCACGGAGGAGCCAGAGUAG
Messenger RNA from Periophthalmus magnuspinnatus, 2519 nucleotides. RefSeq names its product zinc finger protein 3-like. Gene Ontology annotation, cellular component: nucleus. The record is from RefSeq and is a predicted model, not a curated record. Gene Ontology annotation, biological process: regulation of transcription by RNA polymerase II. Lineage: Eukaryota; Metazoa; Chordata; Actinopteri; Gobiiformes; Gobiidae. Gene Ontology annotation, molecular function: DNA-binding transcription factor activity, RNA polymerase II-specific; RNA polymerase II transcription regulatory region sequence-specific DNA binding. The coding region runs from base 51 to 2519 and encodes 822 amino acids. The transcript is spliced from 4 exons.